GAAAUCACGCUCCAUAGAUGCGCUUGUUCUUAUGAGCAUAUAAAUACCUCACCAAAAACCCUCUUCAAUUUUCUUUUCUAUAAACACAAACACAGAAAAAACUUCACUCAAAAAAAACAAAAACAAAAACGAAGAACAAAGUUUCAGAGAAUCACAAAACCCAGAAACCAAAAUCUCACUGAAAAAAUCAACACAGAAGAAUCUCCCUUCAAUCGAACCCAAACUCAGAUGAAAAUUAUCUCCCCAUUCAAUUUCUAGGGUUUCGUUUUUUCCACCCUUUACCAUCAAACUCAGCUCAAACUAAUGCCAUAAUGUUAUUUUUCUUCUCAAUUGGAGUGAAUCUGAACACCCAAUUAGACGAAGAAGAUAAUCAUCGAAUACCCAUUUGCUAGUUUUCUACAUAGCGAAAAAAGUUUUUCCAUUUUUCAAAUUUUCAUUUUUAUUUAUACAGUGCUGUUUGGUGAAGUUUUAUAUUUAUUUUUUGUUGUGAAUUGUCAUGCGAUCAUCGUCUUCUGCAUCGGGUAUGGGAGACGGUGGAUCAGGUUCGAGGGUUAAGAAGAAACAUAAGAAGUUAGAUGCAAUAUGUGAGGAAGAGUAUAAUCGAAAUCAUGGUGAGUUGAAUGAGGGUGAUGAUUUGAAUCCUGAUUUGGGGGUUCGGAGAAGCUCAAGGGUUAGGCGUGCCCCAGUUUUACUUGAUGUUUCUCCUUCGCCCAAGAGGAAACGGCAGAAAUUAGGGAAGGAUGUAAUGCCGAAGAGUGUGGAAAGUGAUAAGAGUUUAGGGAGAGAAGGUGGUGGGAAUUGGAGUUUGAGGUCGAGAUCAAGGGGUAAAAACGUGGAAUUUGAGGUGAAAGAGGAGAUGGAAUUGCCUAGGAGGAAAAGGAAGCUGUCUGAUAAGGAUUUGGAGGUUGUGGAGGUUGAUACGAAGGACGGAUUGGAGGUUGUGGAGGGAGAUAGGGAGGAAGAAUUGGAGGUUGCGGAGGGCAAUAGGGAGGAGGAAUUGGAGGUUGUGGAGGGUGAUAGGGUGGAGGAAUUGGAGGUUGUGGAGAAUGAUAGAAAGGAGGGAUUGGAGGUUGAUAAGAAAGAGGAUUUUAAAUGGUUCACGCGAAGAAAGUUUAAGUCGAAGAAUAGAACGGGGAAAAUUGAAGCCACAAAUAAUGAAAAAGGGCUUAAGGAAAAUGAGUGUCAAGAAGUGGAGCUUGUAGUUGACGGGAGUGUUUCGGUUCCGGAGACCGAAUUGGCUGAUGAGGAUCCAAUAGAUUUGAGGGAUGAGAAUGCUUCGUUGACAGGGAACGAGGAGAGAAUUGAAACAGACAAUUUGCAAGCUGAGGAGUGUAAUGGUGACGUUGAACCGUCUCUGGUGGAAUGUGUAGAAAUUGUGGAUGAACAGGGUGAUCAGGUAGAGAGUGAGAAGGAUGGAAAAAAUGGUAGUGAUGUGGCUGAAAUUGCUGGAGUCUCAACUGAACGUGUAGAUAAUGAAGGUUCUGUUGAUAAGGAGGUUGACAUUGAUGAAAACGUAUCAAAAGAUAAGAAUGUUGAGAGAACGGAUGAGUUGAAACAAGCAUCAAAUGACAAGUCCGAGUACCGAUGUAUCAAAGAGGGAAGACGGUGUGGAUUGUGUGGAAGAGGGAGCGAUGGUAAGCCUCCAAAAAGGUUAAUUCAGGAUAACGGUGAAAGUGAAAACGAAGCCUAUAGCGGGUCAUCAGCUUCAGAGGAGCCCACUUACGAUACCUGGGAUGGUUUUGAUGAUGAACCUGGCUGGCUUGGGCGUCUCUUGGGCCCUAUUAAUGAUCGUUACGGUAUUGCUGGAAUAUGGGUGCAUCAGAAUUGUGCUGUAUGGAGUCCAGAGGUUUAUUUUGCUGGCUUGGGAUGCUUGAAAAAUGUGAGGGCUGCACUUUGUCGAGGAAGAGCAUUGAAGUGCACACGUUGUGGGAGGCGAGGGGCAACCAUUGGUUGUCGUGUUGAUCGUUGUCCUAAAACCUAUCACUUGCCUUGUGCUAGAGCAAAUGGUUGCAUCUUUGAUCAUCGCAAAUUUCUUAUAGCUUGCACAGACCAUCGACAUCUUUUCCAACCUUCUGGUAAUAAAUAUUUCACCCGGAUAAAGAAGUUGAAGGCUAGGAAAAUGAUGUGGGAGACAAAUAAACGUUCAAAUGAUGCUUCCAGAAAGGAUAUUGAUGCAGAAGAGAGAUGGUUGGAAAAUUGUGGAGAGGAUGAAGAAUUUUUGAAACGCGAGAACAAGAGGCUUCAUCGUGAUUUAUUGAGAAUAGCCCCAGUAUAUAUUGGUGGUUCAGAUUCUGCCGCCAGUGAAAAUUCAUUUCAGGGAUGGGAAUCCGUUGCUGGGCUUAAAGAUGUUAUCCGUUGUAUGAAAGAAGUUGUUAUUAUUCCUCUGCUCUAUCCUAAUUUCUUCGAUAACUUAGGGCUUACACCUCCAAGAGGCAUUCUUUUGCACGGGUAUCCUGGAACAGGGAAAACCUUAGUAGUCCGGUCAUUGAUAGGUGCAUGUGCUCGUGGAGAUAGACGGAUUGCAUAUUUUGCCCGUAAAGGUGCAGAUUGCUUGGGGAAAUACGUCGGUGAUGCUGAGCGUCAACUAAGACUAUUAUUUCAGGUUGCUGAGAAAUGUCAACCUUCUAUAAUAUUCUUUGAUGAGAUAGAUGGACUGGCACCCUGCAGAACUCGGCAGCAAGAUCAGACUCAUAGUUCUGUCGUGUCAACGUUGCUUGCUCUUAUGGAUGGUUUGAAAUCUAGGGGAUCAGUUGUAGUCAUUGGUGCAACAAACCGUCCUGAAGCUGUUGACCCUGCACUUAGGCGCCCUGGAAGAUUUGACCGGGAAAUUUACUUUCCAUUGCCGUCAACUGAAGACAGAGCUUCCAUUCUCUCACUUCACACACAGAAAUGGCCAAAACCAAUUAGUGGAUCUUUGCUUGGGUGGAUUGCAAAAAAAACUUCUGGCUUUGCUGGUGCUGAUCUCCAGGCUCUUUGUACACAAGCGGCCAUGAAUGCGCUGAAGAGGAACUUCCCUUUGCAAGAGGUGCUAUCUGUAGCUGAAAAAAGACAUUCUUCUGGUUGUAAGAACACUCCUCUUCCAUCCUUUACUGUGGAGGAGAGGGAUUGGGUAGAAGCUUUUUUGUCUUCACCAUUACCUUGUUCCCAGAGAGAAGCUGGAAAUGCUGCAAAUGAUGUAGUAUGCUCCCCUCUUCCUGUCCAACUUGUUCCUUGUUUACUGCGGCCAUUAUGCACUAUUCUUUUAUCUCUUUAUCUCGAUGAACGUCUGUGGUUGCCACUUCCUAUAUCGAAAGCCGUGACAUUGAUUAAGAAUGUAAUGAUUUGUGCUCUAGACAAAAAGAAAAUGCCUAUUGAUCAUUGGUGGUUGCACCUUGAUGAUUUUCUUCAAGAAACAAAUGUUGCUUAUGAGGUAAGUAAGUGCCUUAGUUGUUCUGGCAUUUUAUCUGCAGACCGUGGCUUUUCUGGGUCUUGUGAUAUUGUGGAUCGUGAUGAUGAUAAACCCUCCUUAAAGAAUCAUGCUAGCAUGUGUAAUGGUAGAUUACCAGACAUGUCAUUUGCAUCGACCAACAAAUCAGGAUUUCGAAUACUGAUUUACGGAAAUCCCCGGUCUGGCCAGAGACAUCUUGCUUCAUGCCUUCUUUACUGUUUUGUUGGAAAUAUUGAAGUACAAAAGAUUGAUAUGGCAACUAUUACACAAGAAGGGCAUGGAGAUGUUGUGCAAGGGAUUUCCCAAAUAUUAAUGAAAUGUGCUAGCAUGAAAUCUUGUGUAAUAUUCAUGCCAAGAAUUGAUUUGUGGGCUGUGGUGGAAGAUUCCCAAAUUGCUGAGAAGACUGAUUCUUGCUCAAUAUAUCAUCUAUCAUCUGAGACGGACACAUCUUCUUUCACUCCAAGCCAAAUUGUUGAGAAGGAAAAUGGGAUCAAUACUGGGAAAAAUUCAGCAGAGAUGACCAAAUGCCAAGCCAACAAAAAGGCUUCAUAUGCCUGGAUGUCGUUUAUUGAGCAGGUGGAGUCCAUUGGUUCAUCCACAUCCUUGAUGAUUCUGGCUACUUCAGAAGCUCCCUAUACUGAACUUCCACACAAGAUAAGAGGAUUCUUCAAGAGCUAUCAAUCUAAGGAUACCCAAUCAAGUUCUUUAGUACAAACAGUUCCUCAAUUCUCUCUGCAGAUUGAUGGGAAUUUUGAUCACGACUUGGCGAUCAAUCUAUCUGCAAUCGAGCUUUUAAGAACUGUAGUUGAGCAGUGGGUUCAAUUGAUUCAUCAGAGAUCUCACGCUCGCAUGGAUGUCCAUAAAGGAGACAUAGCAUAUGAGUCAAUUGAAGUUCGUAAAGAAAAGGUAACUCAGAGGAAUGAAAACGAACCAGCCAACAUGAAUAAGGGCGAAGUCCAAUCUCCCGAGUUCUUGACCAAAGGUCCACAGCCUAACAGUAGGUCACUGAAGGGAAAGUCGAAUCUUUUAAUGGCAAUAUCCACAUUUGGCUAUCAAAUUCUUCUAUACCCUCAUUUUGCUGAACUUUGUUGGGUCACUUCAAAACUCAAAGAAGGUCCUUGUGCUGAUGUGAGUGGGCCUUGGAGGGGUUGGCCUUUCAAUUCAUGUAUAAUUCGUCCUAACAAUUCACAAGACAAGGUGAUAAUUUCCAGUAGCUCUGGUGGCACAAAAAGCAAAGAAAGUGCUGGCUUAGUUAGAGGCUUGGUUGCUGUUGGUUUAUCAGCAUACAAAGGUGUCUAUAAAUCAGUUAGGGAAGUUUCCCAUGAGGUAAGGAAUGUACUCGAGAUCUUAACCGAGACAAUUAACAUGAAAAUUCAAGCUGGGAAAAACAGAUAUCGGUAUCUGCGUAUUUUAUCACAAGUUGCUUAUUUGGAAGAUAUGGUCAACAACUGGGCUUAUGCAUUGCUUAGUCUAGAUCAGGAUUCCCCAGAGCUUGCAGCAAAGGUUAUACCAGCCGCUGCCGGGCCUUUAAACAGUCAUCUCGCAUGCGAAGACCACCACCAAGCUGAAGGUGAGGAUUGCCAUUUGGUUGUUCCUGCUAAUGGUGAUGAUUUGGAGACACUGGCGACAAGUCCUAAGGGAGUUCCUACUGCAACAACCGAGCGGCUUUCCUUGAAUGAAAUAAAUGAUAAUUUAGCUAAUACUGACUGUGAUGGCCAAAAAGCAUGUUCUGAAGGAUCUCCAAAUAACCAUCCUUGUCCAGAUACGCAUAUGAAUGACUCUUGUCUUGGAAACCAACCUCUUCAGCCAUCAUUGAAUCAGGAGAAUGGGGUAUUACCUGGACUGUCUGAAUCGGUAACUGCUGAAAAUCACGACACUGCAGACGGAGAACUUGGAAUGUCGAAAGACUUGAAUAAAUCAACAUGCACUGACUCUGCCGUCCUUUCUGAAAAUGGAUUUCACACAAACUGUGAACAAGGGAGUGUUGAGAUUGGUAACUUAAAAUCAAGUGAUGUUGAAUCUGAUAAACAUGAGAAUACUAUAGAUCUCAAUGCCUCUUCAAGUAAGGACAGUGGUCCAGCUGAAUCUGGAGUUGUUUGCUUUUAUCAAUGUUGCCCUCAAUGUCUCUGCAGUCUCUAUCAUUUGACACGCAAAAUAUUCGUUUGCGGGUGGGAAUCGAAUAAAAGCCAUUGGACAAUAGAAGAUGUCCAUGAUGCUGUUUCGACAUUAUCCGUAGAUCUUAUUUCAGAAGUUAGAAAAUGUUACAUGGUAGAAGAUUUCACUGAUUUAUCUAAUAAAACGUCAAGACAUGAAAAGCAUGCAACAUUUCUGAUAACGUGCAAUACCGAAAACCGAGGCAAAGAUGUUGUGCCAGCUGAAUGCGUUUCUCACUUGGCGAGUCAAGGUACAAGUGUAAGCAAAGACACUGGAUCAAAUGAACCAGCAAAGCUUGAUUUGAAAUUUGUUUUCAAAGAUGGUGUGUUAGUUCUUGCAGAACCUGCAAAGGAUUCCCCUCUUCACUGUAAAUUUGAGAAAUUGUGUCUUUGUUCACUGAUAGAGUUAAUAGUAAAAACUAAGGGCCCUUUAGAUUAAGCUAUAUUGGUUUAUUAUAGCUAUGCUUAGCAAAAUUUUGGCGCUUGUUUGGCAAGUUGUAAGUAAAUUUUUAAUAGAUUAAUUAAGAUAUAAUUUUGACCA
Trifolium pratense (red clover) is the source of this 6121-nucleotide messenger RNA. RefSeq lists its product as uncharacterized. Gene Ontology annotation, molecular function: ATP hydrolysis activity; chromatin binding; ATP binding. Bases 497 to 6019 code for a protein of 1840 amino acids. Gene Ontology annotation, biological process: positive regulation of transcription by RNA polymerase II. Lineage: Eukaryota; Viridiplantae; Streptophyta; Magnoliopsida; Fabales; Fabaceae. The record is from RefSeq and is a predicted model, not a curated record. Gene Ontology annotation, cellular component: nucleus. The transcript is spliced from 6 exons.